AUGCUCUCUUUCACUGUUUUGUCUCUCUAAUCCAGCCUCCCUCACUCCAAUCUCCACUUCUACUACGCACUCGCAUUCAAGUACACACACACACAAUGAUAGAACGAGAAACAGGACGACGAGGCGGCCUUUAAUUUUUUGUUGCUAUUCCACAACUUUACAGCUCAACUCUCAAUUUCCAUGUCUCUCAUCCUUUCUCUCUCCUGCUUCACCUCAAUUUCCACAGAUCGAAUCUGCUACUGCUGCUGCCACCUCCCGGACAUAACUUUGAUUUCAAAGAGUGACUGCUCUGUGGCAUGAUCGCCUCUGUCUCUGCGUGGAAUAAUUUUGCAGCUUCACACAUCUCAUGAUUCAUACUAAUCUUAUUAUGCUUGAAGUGAGCUGCAAUGGAAAUUUUCACUCUGAAUUUUCAGCAGUGCAUUCUAAUUAUAUUGCUGUACAGCCUAGCAGAAAUAACUGGAGCUCUUAGUCCGGAUGGUCAGGCUCUUGUCAAUUUUAGGACCGCAAUAGUAAGUUCAGAUGGUGUUCUGCAGCAGUGGAGACCAGAGGACGAAGAUCCAUGUAGAUGGAAAGGAGUAAACUGUGACUUCAAAUCGAAAAGGGUUACAGCAUUGAGCCUCCCUAACCACAGAUUGAGUGGACCCAUAUCAUCAGAUCUAGGGAAGCUAGAAAGCCUGCAGUUUUUAGCUCUUCAUGACAACAAUUUAUAUGGGGCAAUUCCUCCAGAGUUGGGAAACUGUACACAGUUGCAGUCAGUAUUUUUGCAGGGUAACUACCUAAGUGGAUUCAUUCCUGGUGAACUAGAGACCCUUUCUCAGCUCCAAAAUCUAGAUCUUUCAAGCAACUCUCUCAGUGGAAGUAUUCCUGCCUCACUUGGGAAGUUAGGCAAGCUCUCAAGUUUCAACGUAUCAACAAAUUUUCUCGUGGGGAUGGUACCAUCUGAAGGUGUUCUUGCUAACUUUCAAAAUGAUUCCUUUCUUGGUAACCGUGAGCUGUGUGGCAAGCAAAUCCAGGCAUGCAAGAACAGUGGUAGUGGUUCUUCCGGGUCCUCUCAGCCUUCUAGCUCAGCUCUAUUACAGGCCAAGAAGAAUUCAGGCAGGCUUCUUAUAAGUGCACUAGCCACAGUGGGUGCAUUGCUUCUGGUCGCACUAAUGUGCUUCUGGGGUUGUUACCUGUAUAAGAGGCUUGGUAAAAAUGAAGGCAAAGGCCUCGCAGUGGAUGUCAGUGGAGGAGCCUCAAUUGUAAUGUUCCACGGAGACUUGCCAUACUCUUCGAAGGAUAUUAUUAAAAAAUUGGAAAACCUAAAUGAAGAGCAUGUGAUUGGGGCAGGCGGCUUUGGGACAGUUUACAAGCUUGCAAUGGAUGAUGGCAAUAUAUUUGCUUUGAAAAGGAUUGUAAAGGUUAAUGAGGGCUUUGAUCGCUUUUUUGAAAGGGAGCUUGAAAUUCUUGGCAGUAUCAAACACAAAUACUUGGUGAACCUUCGAGGAUAUUGCAAUUCCCCAACUUCAAAAUUGUUGAUAUAUGAUUUCCUAUCAGGAGGCAGCCUGGAUGAAGCUCUUCAUGAGAGAGCUGACCAACUGGAUUGGGAGGUUCGUUUAAAUGUUAUCAUGGGAGCUGCUAAGGGCCUAGCUUAUCUGCAUCAUGAUUGUUCCCCAAGAAUUAUUCACCGUGAUAUCAAGUCAAGCAAUAUAUUACUUGAUGGAAAUUUUGAUGCUCGAGUGUCUGACUUUGGACUAGCUAAAUUACUGGAGGAUGAGGAAUCCCACAUCACAACAAUUGUUGCCGGCACAUUUGGGUACCUAGCUCCCGAAUAUAUGCAGAGUGGAAGAGCUACAGAAAAGACUGAUGUUUAUAGUUUUGGGGUUCUGGUGCUUGAAAUUGUGAGCGGGAAGCGGCCAACUGAUGCAUCCUUCAUCGAGAAGGGCCUCAACAUUGUUGGAUGGUUAAACUUCCUAGUUUCGGAACAGAGACAGCGAGAAAUAGUGGAUCCGCACUGUGAAGGAGUGCAGACUGAAAGCCUUGAUGCCAUUCUGUCAAUAGCUAUUCAGUGCGUUUCUUCCCUCCCUGAGGAUCGUCCCACCAUUCACAGGGUAGUCCAAGUGCUCGAAUCUGAGGUGACAACCCCAUGCCCUAGCGACUUCUACGACUCUGACUGAGGAGGGUGCUGUUCACUGUGGUAAGAAAGAGGUAUUCCUCCGUUUUCAUCUGUUGCACCGAGAGACAAAUUUCAGCAACAGUGCCAGCACAGACAGGCCCAGACUCUGCUUUUAAGUAAUUUUCGAAUUCUUUCUACUAAAAAGUGUGAUUGGAUAUGCUCAUCGUUUGUUCGCCCGCCUCGACUCAGAGCAAGCAGUAUAUGCCACCGGAUUCUUUGCCCUCCCAACCCCCUCCUCAGUUAGCUCCUGCUGCUUUGAGGUAUUUGUUUUUGGUUCAAGUCCCAUUUUUCCAUUGUGCUAUGAGCUAUUUCAUUGCUCUCUUGUUAUAUUUGGGAAUUCAAUUGUAUAUGAAAUGUCUAAAUUGAUCGAUCCUUCUCACUAAAUUUUUGUAUAAUAUUUCCAUUCACUUUCA
Salvia hispanica is the source of this 2568-nucleotide messenger RNA. RefSeq names its product LRR receptor-like serine/threonine-protein kinase FEI 1. Gene Ontology annotation, molecular function: protein kinase activity; protein binding; ATP binding. The record is from RefSeq and is a predicted model, not a curated record. Gene Ontology annotation, biological process: protein phosphorylation. NCBI's taxonomy places the organism in Eukaryota, Viridiplantae, Streptophyta, Magnoliopsida, Lamiales, Lamiaceae.